AUGACUUACCAACCCGCUAUUAUGAGCGUCUCGCUAAGGCGAGCUUGGCUUCAAGGUUUCGACUACAGAAUAAGCCAAGCUGCAAACACAGGCUUUCAAGUAAUAGAGGUGUUCUACGAGGACCUCGAGUACACUGCGCGCGAUAUUCCUGGUAAGGAUACUCCUACAGCAGACCAACUCUUCCAAGUGGCAGAUCACAUCCACUCAGUCUGUCAACCCCAAGGUCUCGAAAUCAUUGGUCUUCAACAAUUGCUUCUCUACGAAAGACCGAGGGAUCGAGAGCAACAUGCAAAACUGAUCAAAAAGAUGGUCUCUUGGCUGCAAAUCGUCAAGCGACUACACACAACCACGAUCCAAAUCCUCGCCAACUUUCUCUCCGCGGACCAACUCACCGAUGACUUCGAUAUCAUCGCAGCCGACUUGAGACAAGUUGCAGCUAUGGCAGUUGCUGAGACUCCCUUCGUAUGUUUUGCAUAUGAGAAUCUGUUCUGGAGUACACAUCUUGACACAAGAGAGAAACUCUGGACCGUUGUGAAGCGCGUUGGCUGA
Molecule: messenger RNA, 549 nt
Organism: Penicillium antarcticum
Lineage: Eukaryota; Fungi; Ascomycota; Eurotiomycetes; Eurotiales; Aspergillaceae
Exons: 1
Coding region: 1-549 (182 amino acids)
Source: RefSeq, a predicted model, not a curated record